UGGCUGCCUGACUGUGAGGUUGUAAUCAGCUGUUUGAGAAUGACAGAGCCAUCUUUCCAAGGAUGCAGUAGAAUGAGCUCGGCACCCUCCGCCAGGAUGUUCAUGCUUCGGGCCUUGGAAAAAAUUCAUGGAGAGAAGGAAAUUCGCAGGUCACAUCAUUCCCAGCUAAAAAGAGCUGUGGAACAGGCUCUAGAAGAACUACGUAGUGAGCUGGGUGGACCUGAAAAUGGCUCUGGUACGAGUAUUUCUGCUGCUUUGCCAAUGCCCAAGAGUGAUGCUCCACAGUUAGAUGCUGAGAAACAUUUCCUGCCAUUUGAACUUGCUUGUCAAUCUAAGUCAGCAAAGAUUGUGGUGUCAGCCCUUGAUUGUGUUCAGAAACUUAUUGCAUAUGGACACUUGACUGGGAACUGUGCAGACCCAAAUAAUCCAAACAAGCGGUUGAUUGACCAUAUUGUUGAAACAAUAUGCAAUUGCUUCAAUGGACCCUCAACAGAUAAGGAUGUGGAAAUUCAAAUAAUUAAGGCAUUGCUAACAGUGAUCACAUCACAAUAUGUUAGUGUCCAUGAGGGUACAGUGUUGGUGGCAGUACGAACAUGCUACAACAUCUUCCUGGCGUCACGGGACAUGAACAACCAAGUUACUGCAAAAGCUGCUCUUACACAGAUGAUCAACAUUAUCUUUACACGGAUGGAGAACCAGGCAAUUGAAGAUGCAGCAGAAGAGAGUGGACGUGAGCAUAGCUGUAGUACCGCUUCAUCCGUUAACAGUGCUGGCAGUCAGAUUGCUUCACAAGAGAAUGGACAGCAGGAGCAUCAUCCCCAGCAAGACCCUAAUCCCCAGCAAGUCCCUCUUCCACAGCAGGACCCUCCUCUUGAACAAAACCCUCAUCCUCCACUCACAGAUAGUACUGCAAUUACUACAACAAUGACUUCGUGUAAUGGGGUACAAGAUAUUACCGAUGAAAAUGUAUCAAUGCCAAUACCAAAUGGAUCAGCGAUAAUUUUGGAGCCACCACCACCAUGUCACCUAACCUCACAUCAAAUUGCCACAGAACUAGUUAAUGAUAUUGUGAUUGAGGCAGUCACAGUUGUAUCAACAGAGGAAACUAUUUUGAAGAAUGGUUGUUUUGACAGUGAAAGUGUUAAUGUAAAAGAAGUUAGUAACUUAGAAACAUUAAAUACAACUAUACCAGAUCCACCUGAGUCAUGUUCCCCAGAAGCUGAUGACAGUAGUGUGUCUACUCCAUGUGUACCUCAAGAGGACAUAGGUCAGGAAGAUACAUCACCAUUGUCUACAGACCACCGAAGUGAUUCUGUGGCUUCUAACCCUCCUCUUACUCCAACAUCCAUCACCAGAGUGCCCUCACAAGAAAGUAUAAACACUAUGACAGAAGGUGAUACUGCCAUGACAGCAAAACUGUCUCACACGCUACAAAAAGAUGCAUUCCUAGUGUUUCGCUCCCUCUGUAAACUCUCCAUGAAGCCCUUGCCUGAUUCCCCUGACCCAAAAUCGCAUGAACUUCGAUCGAAGAUUCUGUCUUUAGAGAUGCUGCUUUCGAUUGUACAGAAUGCAGGCCGAGUUUUUCGUUCCAAUGAUACCUUCAUCACGGCUAUCAAACAGUACCUAUGUGUAGCACUUAGCAAAAAUGGUGUUUCUCCAAUCCCAGAGGUGUUUCAUCUCUCACUUGCCAUUUUUGUUGCUCUGUUGUCAAACUUUAAGGCUCAUCUCAAAAUGCAGAUUGAGGUAUUUUUCAAGGAGAUAUUUCUUAAUAUCCUUGAAGCAGGUAGUUCCAGUUUUCAGCACAAGUGGAUGGUGAUCCAGGCACUAACACGGAUUUGUGCCGACGCCCAGUCAGUGGUGGACAUAUAUGUCAACUAUGAUUGUGAUCUCAAUGCUGCUAAUGUCUUUGAAAGAUUGGUGAAUGAUCUAAGCAAAAUAGCUCAGGGUGGGCAGCCAGGGGAGUUUGGUUCUACACCACUACAAGAACGCAGCAUGAGGAUCAAAGGACUUGAGUGCCUUGUUUCCACCCUCAAAUGCAUGGUGGAAUGGUCCAAGGAUCUUUAUGUUAAUCCAAACACGCUCUCUAAUCUAAGCCAAGAAAAGAAGAAAGAGUCGGAUGAAACAGAAGUGAACCAUUCAUUAGAAGAAAGUCGAACUUCUCUGGCUCGGCAUGGAUCUCACAACUCUAUUAGUUCUCUACAGUCCUCGUCCACUAACACCACUACUUCAACAGUUGGGGUGGAUAACCCAGAACAGUUUCAGUCUCUCAAACACAAAAAAGAAAUUUGGGAGCAAGGCAUUGAGAUGUUCAAUCGAAAACCUCGGCGGGGCCUCGCUUUCCUCCAGGCUCAGGGGCUUUUAGGACCAACUCCAGAGGAUAUUGCCAAAUUCUUUCAUGAUGAUGAUAGAGUAGAUAAAACACAAGUUGGAGACUUCUUGGGUGAUCCAGAUCCAAUUAACAAAGAGACAAUGUGUUCAUACAUUGAUCAAAUGGAUUUUCAUGACCGUGAUUUUGUACCUGCUUUGCGUAUGUUCUUGGAAGGUUUUAGAUUACCUGGAGAGGCACAGAAAAUUGAUCGUUUAAUGGAGAAGUUUGCAUCAAGAUACUGUGAAUGUAAUGCCAAUGUUGGAUUGUUUGCAAGUGCAGAUACAGCAUAUGUACUGGCAUACUCCAUUAUUAUGCUUACUACAGACUUACACAGCAUGCAGGUCAAGCAUAAAAUGACAAAGGAACAGUAUAUCAAAAUGAACCGAGGCAUCAAUGACUCUAAAGACCUUCCAGCGGAAUACCUCUCCAGUAUCUAUGAUGAAAUUGCUGGCAAUGAAAUCAAAAUGAAGGCCACUUCCACUAAAUUGGGAAAACAAGCUGUUGCCAAUGAAAAGAAACGCAAGACCCUGUUCAAUUUAGAAAUGGAAACCAUAUCAUUAACAGCAAAGUCCUUAAUGGAAGCUGCCUCACAUGUUGAUGCUACCUUCACUCUCGCAACUCAUGUCGAGCACGUUCGGCCAAUGUUUAAGAUGGCAUGGACAACUUUUCUGGCAGCAUUUUCAGUAGGCUUACAAGACUGUGAUGAUGCAGAUGUGGCAUCUCUCUGUCUGGAUGGCCUUCGUUGUGCCAUUAGAAUUACAUGCAUAUUUCAAAUGACUCUUGAAAGAAAUGCCUUUGUGCAGUGCCUCGCCCGUUUUACCCUCUUAACUGCAAAUUCGCCUCUAACUGAAAUGAAAGCCAAGAAUGUCGACUGUAUCAAAACUCUCAUCACAGUUGCACAUACAGAUGGAAACUACCUUGGAAAGUCAUGGCUUGAGAUUCUAAAAUGCAUCAGUCAACUGGAAUUAGCACAACUGAUUGGAACUGGGGUCAAGCCACAGUAUAUUAAAGAUUCAGGACUCAAGAUGCCACAUGAAACCUCCAACUUCCUUGAUGCCUUUCCAGAAUUCAUUACUGGCGAACAAAAGAAGUUGGCUCACAUCAAAGAGUCCAUGGGUGAAACGUCAUCACAAAGUGUUGUUGUGGCUGUUGACAGAAUAUUUACUGGGUCUACACGGUUGGAUGGAGAUGCAGUAGUUGAUUUUGUAAAAGCUUUGUGCCAAGUAUCCUUAGAAGAAUUAGCAGCCCAUCCCCGAAUGUUCUCGCUACAGAAGAUUGUGGAAAUAAGUUAUUACAACAUGGGUCGUAUCAGGCUUCAGUGGUCCAGAAUAUGGGAGGUACUUGGUGAUCAUUUCAAUAAAGUUGGUUGUAAUCCCAAUGAGGACAUAGCUGUAUUUGCUGUGGAUUCCCUUCGCCAAUUAUCAAUGAAGUUUAUUGAAAAGGGGGAAUUCUCCAACUUCCGCUUCCAAAAGGAAUUCCUGGAGUCAUUUGAGCACAUAAUGAAAAAGAAUAGGUCACCAGUAAUAAAAGACAUGGUAGUAAGAUGUAUAACACAAAUGGUGAAUUCUCAAGCAAAGAACAUUAAAUCAGGAUGGAAAAAUAUAUUCAGCGUCUUCCAUCUUGCAGCUUCUGACCAUGAUGAAAAUAUUGUAGAAAUGGCAUUUGAAACUACAAAAGAAAUUAUAUGUCAAAUCUACCAGAAACACUUCAUUACAGUCAUAGAUUCAUUUCAAGAUUCUGUCAAGUGCCUAAGUGAGUUUGCUUGUAAUGCUGGAUUCCCUGAUACCAGCAUGGAGGCCAUAUCACUGAUUAGAGACUGUGCUAAAUAUGUCGAUGAGAAACCACAGAUGUUUAGAGAGCAUAACCUCGAGGAUGUGACUGUUUGUGCUGAGGACAGAGUAUGGGUACGGGGUUGGUUUCCAAUCCUGUUUGAACUCUCCUGCAUCAUCACGAGGUGUAAACUAGACGUCAGAACCGCUCUCACUGUUUUAUUUGAGGUUGUGAAAAAUUAUGGAGGAUCGUAUUCACCUCACUGGUGGAAGGACUUAUUCCAGAUUGUGUUUAGAAUCUUUGACAACAUGAAAUUACCAGAACAACAGACUGAGAGUGCAGUGGAGUUAAACGAGAGACAGGCUGAGAAGAACGAGUGGAUGACAACCACCUGUAAUCAUGCUCUGUAUGCCAUAGUUGAUGUCUUUACCCAGUACUUUGAAGUUUUGAGUCCCAUGCUCUUAGCAGACUUGUACACACAGCUCCACUGGUGUGUGCAACAAGACAAUGAGCAGCUUGCACGAUCUGGCACAAACUGCUUGGAAAACCUUGUGAUAAGCAAUGGUCCAAAACUGAGCUCCUGUACGUGGGAUAAAACCUGUCAGUGCCUGCUGAACAUCUUUCACUCCACGCUGCCUCAUGCCCUUCUCACUUGGAGACCCCCUGAGGCAGGCACGGCUUAUCAGUCUGGUGUAGGUUCAGUGAAUGGCGACUCACGAGCAUUUACUGGGCUCUUGAUCCGAUGUGUUGUUCAACUGGAACUCAUUCAGUGCAUCGACAACAUUGUAUUUUUCCCUGCUACCAGUAAAAAAGAAGAUCAAGAAAAUUUAGCUAUGGCUCAGGCUGGUGAUGCAGUUAUACCAGUAACACGUGAACAGCGUGAGGAUCAAGGAAUGUACCGUCAUUUAGCUGCCAGUCAACUCUUCACACUUCUUGAUUGCCUUAUGGCUUCACAUAAAUUUGCAAAAACUUUCAACUCUAAUCAUGAACAAAGAAACCUCUUGUGGAAAGCAGCUUCAGGUCCCUGUAGUUCCCGUGUUCAAGUACAUCACCUUUACCCUCGUUUUAAGGGGAGCGUGAAGCCUAAUCUGCUGAAGCAAGAGACACAGUCCUUGGCAUGUGCACUGAGGAUUCUCUUCCGCAUGCUGGCUGAUCCGUCCAGAGAGGAGGAAUGGCCCCAGGUACAAGAGCGACUCAUAUCUGUGUGUCGUUCUGGGCUGGAAUACUUCUUGUCACUUCCCGAGUCUCACCGAGAAGCAUGGACCAAUCUCAUUCUUUUGUUUCUUACCAACAUCCAUAAAAUGUCUAAUGAUCAGUUUGCUGCUCAUGCCUCCAAUUAUUACCCAUUUUUGUGUGAAAUCAUGUGCUUCAAUCUCAAGCCUGAAUUAAGAGCAGUUCUGCGCCGCUUUUUCUUACGUAUUGGUAUUGUAUUCAACAUAACCCACCCAAGUGUUCGCAACCAUACAACAUCCACAUCCUCAAUAGGCUCCAAUUCUUAUCCUAAAGAGACUCACCUAAGUGAAUAGUAAAGAAUAUAUUAGACAUAGUGUUUGUACAAAUUAUUGAGUUUCAUGGCCUAAAUCAUUAUUACUGUAUUAAAACAUUUAAUAAUAAUAAAUGAACCACUAAGAA
This is a messenger RNA of Homarus americanus (American lobster), 5770 nucleotides long. RefSeq names its product brefeldin A-inhibited guanine nucleotide-exchange protein 1-like (gene Sec71). Gene Ontology annotation, biological process: regulation of ARF protein signal transduction. Gene Ontology annotation, molecular function: guanyl-nucleotide exchange factor activity. NCBI's taxonomy places the organism in Eukaryota, Metazoa, Arthropoda, Malacostraca, Decapoda, Nephropidae. The record is from RefSeq and is a predicted model, not a curated record.